Messenger RNA from Salvia splendens (bonfire salvia), 844 nucleotides. RefSeq names its product protein sym1. Lineage: Eukaryota; Viridiplantae; Streptophyta; Magnoliopsida; Lamiales; Lamiaceae. The transcript has 4 exons. Bases 1 to 711 code for a protein of 236 amino acids. Gene Ontology annotation, cellular component: membrane; cytoplasm. The record is from RefSeq and is a predicted model, not a curated record.
AUGUCGAAGCUUUGGAAUUGGUACCAGUAUUAUUUAUCAAAGUACCCAUUUAGAACCGAGAUGGUGAGCUCAGGCAUCAUAUGGGGCAUUGGUGAUAUGGCUGCUCAAACCAUAACGCACACUACCGCCAAAAAACGCAAUGAUGAAGAAAAGGAGCGUUUCCACAUUAAUUGGAAGCGAGUUGCUAAGACGAGUUUGUUUGGUAUCGGAUUUGUGGGCCCCGUCGGCCACCUCUGGUAUGAUUGGCUGGACAGCUUCAUCAGGCUGCGCCUGAAGCUACACCCGAGAUCGUUCUGUUUCAUCGCAAUGAAAGUUGCUCUCGACGUGACGAUCUUCGGGCCGAUGGACUUGCUCCUCUUCUUCACCUAUAUGGGCUUCACGUCCGGGAAAUCCGUCUCCCAAGUGGCGGAAGAAUUGAGGCGCGACUUCAUCCCAGCCGUCAUCCUCGAGGGGACCAUGUGGCCGUUCGUCCAGAUCGCCAACUUCAGAUUUGUGCCUGUUGAGUAUCAACUCCUCUAUGUCAACAUCUUUUGCUUACUCGACAGCUGCUUCCUCUCGUGGGUCGAGCAGCAGGAAGAAGCCCUUCCCUGGAUGGAUUGGUUCAAGUCUUGCAUGCCUGCAGACAAGGCAGGGUCCGGCUCGAAACCGACUGCAGACGAGUUAGAGGCUAGGUCGUUGAUGGGCGCACACGAGGCAGACGAGAAUGGGUAACUCCAUACCCAUCUCCGAUGCUAGAGAAUAUGUGGAAAUGCAACUGAAGCAGUCAUACAUAUCUAGUUCAACGUGAUGUUAAUAAUUCCUAUCAAUUCUCCAAUAAUAGCAACACACAGUUCAUUAGCCUAUU